CAUUUGAUAUAAAAAAAUAUUUUAUUUCUUUUUGAGUGUGACUGCGAGUUUAUUGUUUAAGUUUUAAAAGUCGUCCAGCAUUAAACGAAUCUCCUUCUCUUUCUAGUAAAACCUCGCUUAGUUCGCUGAUCUUUUAACGAAGAUGGGUUUAUAUAAAAGUGUAUCGAUUUUAUGAUUUCAAGCCUUAUCGUCUUGAAAGAAAUUCUGCAGUAGCAUCAAAUUAAAUCCAAUCCAUACAAAGUCCACGAAGCAUAGAAGAAAUUCAAAAUGGGGGAGAACGUACAGUGUCCAGUAUGCACGCUAUUUCUGCAUGCUGGCAUGAAUCUUUCCGAUCAUUUAGAGACGCAUCCUAAGGAACAAGUAAUUAAGGCUCUGGUGCAGAUGACAAUUUCGGGUAGUGGAGGCACUAUUGCGGGAACUGCGCUUGCGGCAUCCUUAAGUGGGGGUGGUGAAUCUAAAGCAGAUCCGGACGAAAAACCGAAGACGGAAACCAUUGUUGCGGAUGCAAAUGCAACCAGCAAUGCGACACCGAGCAAGCUAUCACCCUUUAUAUCUGCCGGGCCGACUCAGAACAACAGUCUGAACUUCACAGCUGCGUUUAGUGCAAUAUCAGCAAUAACUAAACCAUCGACAUCAUCCGCAGCCGCCUCCACUGCAACAGCGACCGUCGGGCCACCAGUUGAUACCGCUGCAAUCACAAAGGGCACUGGUGUGAAAGAUAUUGUGGAUGACAAGACCGAAUGUGUUAAUAAUGGCAAAGAGAAAGUUAAGGUUUCACCCACAACUGUGGCGCCACUUAGCGCUGUCGGGCAAAUUCUUCCCGGCAAUUUUGAGGAAUUCUCCGCCAAUAGAUAUGGUAAAACACAGCAAAAACAAAUAUCACCAAGUCAAUUAGAACAACAACAGCAAAAGCGUCAGCAAAAUGAAAAUCAACAUGAUAUAGAUAGCGUGAGUGCAAGUCGCGCAAAUGCCCCACAACGCACUGCAUUAGCUCCACCUCCUCCAACAGUGGUACCACUGCCCCUAGUGGUUGGCCAAAUACCGAACAAACUGCUACAUCCAUCACAUUCAGCCACACUAUUUGCAAGUAAUGUCACUACUCAUCGUCAGGUUCAAAUGCAUCCGAUUCAGCAGUCACAUCCACAUGUUCAAAAUCAGUUUCAACAACAGCAGCAAAGUCAUAAUCUGCAGCAACAGAAUCUUAAAUUAUAUUAUUCUACAGCUUUGCCGACUCCACCGCCUACCCUCCAGCUUUUCCCCUUCCAUGCCACAACGCAAAUACAGCACCAAAAACCACCGCCCGCGUAUGGCACAGCGAUAAGCCAAAUUCGAUCUCAACAUAACCAAAACAAGAAUAAGCAUCCAACAGGUGAUAAGAAUCAAGUGCACCAUCAUCACCAGCAACAGCCACAGCCACAGCAAUUGCAUCAACAAUUGCAGCAGCUUCCACAACAAAUUCAACAGCCGACAAUGCAUCCGGCGCCAUUACAAGCAAGAGCUCUAACAACGCUUCAAUUACACCACCGUAACCAACAACAGACACUUGCUAAUAUACCAACUUUAAACAUAAAACCUUCGAUUCUACCGAAACCAACCGAACUGCUACCACCGCCUCCACCACCAACACGCACAUCUAACAAUUUGCAGCAGCUACAUCAACACUUGCCACAUUCGAUGUCAACUUUCGUCCAUUCGAUGAAAGCGUCGCCAGCUGUGCAUCAACGAGGUGCUACAGCUGGUUCUGAGCACAGUGCCAUGGCCAGUGUCACUACACUAACUCAGGCGCAUUCUUCAAAUACGGUCUCCCAUGCUACUGCAGGGCCUGCCAUUAUAGCCAUUGCAUCAGCUGGUGGCAUUAGGCAAGUAUCUUCACCCUAUAAUUCAUUGAUGACAGCGGCACAAUCUCCUUCAUCAUCAGUGUUGCGUUACGCUGAAUCGCCAGUAGCGCACUAUUUAGAGCGCGACAAUGGUGAUUUUAUCGUUCAGGAAACACCGAAACACAUUGUCGAGUGCGUGGAGAAGGAUAAUGGUGAGUUUUCGGUGAUCGAGCGUAUAUAUCAGUCACCGUUAAGUGUGUUACACAUACACGAGGAUAACGAAAAAGAUGACGAAGGUGGGGAUAACGACGAAAGCGAUAUAAAAGACAACGACAAAAAGAAGGUACAAACAAUCCCCGAGCAAACGGAAGGAAGUGAAGUUGAAACAAUGGAUAUUGAAUGCCCUGGAAGUCCCACAGAAACCAUAAAAUCGGGCGAAGAAGACAAAUGUGAGCAGUCUGCUUCAGACAGGAGUCCUCAGGUAAAUAAUGCAGAAACUAGUGUCGACAAUAGCACAGCUGAAGGGAAUGUAGAGACAAAAGGGUAUACUAGCGAAAGGUCAUCUGCAAGCCCCAGCAAUGGCAGUAACAGUAAUGCAAAUAGCGAUGCAGGCACACCAUUACAUAGUGCGUCCGUUGAUUCUCUCAAUACAGAAAUAAUCAACGAUCCCAUUGCUGUUUCGAGUUCCAGUUCAAAUAUUAACACCGAAUCCAAUGUGGUGCCCAUUUCAUCAUCAAGCUCCAACCAAAGUUCUAAUUCUGCCGGAACUUCGCGUAAGCGCAGUUCAAAGAAUACUAUAACAGUGCUGAGCGACGUGCAGUUAAAUUUGGAUGAAUAUCUCGAUCUUGUUGGCAAUAUAAUAGCAUCUAGUAAAAUUACAGCGAAGAGCAGUGCAUUAUCGGGUGCCAUGCCGAUACCUUUGCUGAAAGUUGAAAAAGAGGAGCCGAUUGAUGAUGACUAUGAAAUUAAUAAUCAACCACCGGAUCAGCAUAAGUUCGAAGAACUUAAGGAUGGAUAUUUUAACGAAGAAAACCAGAUAAAUGAGUUUCCCGAAUCAACUGUAAUCGAACCACCUACAACCGCCAACAAAAAUGAGACUGAAAAAAUAGUUGAAAAUAAUUCUAGUAGCAAUAAAGUUAGAAUAAAUGACAGUGACAAUGAUACAAAGGCUGCCAGUUCCACAAUGCCACAGAUGCAAAGUGCGAAUACAAGUGCUCUAACAUCCACGUCGGCUACAGGACCAUCAACAGCAACGUGCUCCAGUCAUGUAACCAGUGUUAUACGCAUGGCAACAACUAGUCAGCAACAACAGCCGCAAAAAGAAGUACCGCAAUCAGCUGUGGACUUUUCGGCGGUAAUAGAAAAAAAAUCUCAAAAAUUGUAUGCAGAACUAGCUACUUCUUCAAACAAAACGCAAGUUACAUCAAUAAUAAUUCAGGAUUUGUCGCGGCAACAUUUUAUACAAUUACAAGAGGAGCAACAGGCGCAUAAAGACGAACAUCAGCAACAGCAGCAAUUAGUUAAUGUACAGCCUGAAUCAGAUUCACAGGCUGAGCUGGACACACAAGCUCCUCUCUUGAGUUCACUGCCAGUGCAGAAAAGAGGCCCAAAGAAGCUGGUUAUCAAGCCAAAAGUAACAAAGACUGAUGCAAAUGCUAACCUCAACCAAAACAACAAAAGCAACAUCUCCCAAACCCAAAAUAUAAAUAGUGACUUUAAGGAAGUAAAACUCCAAGUUCUUACAGAAGAAGCACUAUGCGAACAACCGACAACCUCAUCCAAAGCAAGAAUGGAAUUGGAGGAGAAGACACUGCAACAACAUAAAGAACAUCAAAUGACACAUACAAUAGCACACAAAUUAAUAAAAAGUGAGCCAAACACAUCAGUUUACGAAGCGAAUAUAAACAGGGUCUGCAUUAAAGGAAACACGUUGGGCCAUAGCAUAUUGGAGAAUCAUUUAAACUCCAGUUCUAAUAAUUGUGAAACCAUCAUUCAAUGUAAGACCGAACAGGAGCCGCAAGCAAGCUCUCUGCAGCUGCUCAAAGAGGAAACAAAAGAGAUCACCAAUUCCAAUGACAAUGAUGAUGCCCGUGUUCUGUUGGAUUUUGCAAAUUCAAAGAAACGAGAACCCACACAUACGAGCGUGGCUAAUUUUCUCUCUGCCACUUCAAUUUUCUCUAAUACUUCGAAUACUAUGAAUGAGAAGAAACCGACGACGGGUCUCACUAUUACCAAUACAAAUAGCACCGAGUCACAUGCCGCCUUGCGUUGCGAAGACGAAUUUAUAGCCCAUGACGAUGUGCAAGAGAUCGUAGUUUCAUCAUCAUAUUCACAAUCACAAUCGGCUUCAGAUGUACCUACCACUGCAACCAAUAGCACGACCACAUCUAAUGCUAAGGAUUUAAUUACUGUUCAACAACAACAACAGCAGCAACAACAACAACAUCAACACCAGCAACAGCAGCAUCAACUCAAUCACAACUUCACCGAUUAUCCAUUUAGCUUUCUAUAUGGCAACGGUGGUGGUGUAGCUGCUGGUGUACAGCAGACGGAUGCAAAAGGAGGUAAUUUCUCAGCCAUAUAUCAACAGGCGACACAGGACGCUACCACAGCUGCAACACUUGCAUCCGGCAGCAACACCGUGCACACAGAUGAAUCCACCAGUUCAACUCAUCAGCAACAAGCACAUACUAAUCGCUUUGGGAGCGUGCGUGGCGGUAGUGGCGAUAUAGGAAAUAAUGCUUCACACUGGUAUCAUCAUGCAAUGGCCACGGCAAAUGCUGAUUUCGAAACAGCUUUGGGGGUCGAUUGCAAUGCCGCCGUAGAUGGUGGUGACGUAGGCAAAUACUUGGAUCUGGAUACUUGUAAGCGAGAAAUUGUAGUUGGCAUGCCUGGCGCACCAUCUUCGACCUCGUCCUCUUUCGCUGCUGCCACAGAGAGCAGCUUGGCUGGUGGUUGCACUACAGAUGCAUUGAAUAUACGUACUGAUGAAAAGAUGCCGGCAAAAGGUGAGAUUUCUGGACAGGAAAGCAAUUGCGACAUCGAGAACUCUUGGAGUCAGCCGAUGUAUGGUGAACUUUCUGCGCGAUUUUUCAAAACCACCUUUCCCGGGAUAUUUCAACAUGAAAAUGGUUGGAAUCACGAUGAGUACUUUACCGUACAGGAUUUGAGCGCUUCAGCUGCUGCAACAGGAAAUGCCACCUCUUCGAACCGUUCAGGCAAAAGCUUUGAUUUUCGUCUCCCUCUGGAAGCAUCUACCUCAGCGGCAGCAAAUGGUAAUAAUAACUUCCAACUUUUCGCGCGGCAUGCUGAUGCUUUACCCUCCACUUCAUCAACUAAUAAAAAGAAACGUAAACGCGAUAGUAAUGCCAGGGCUGACAAAACGGGACUCUCACGCAUGCAGCCAACCGCUACAAUAACAUCACAACAGUUAUUGUUACACCAACAGCAGCAGCAACAACAGCAACUGCAGGCACAUGAUCAGUUGCAACACUUACAGCAUAGUGAUAAUAUUGCAACGUCUACAGCACUUAUGAUGGGUGGGACUACGGCCUCCGAUGGUACAGCUGCUGCCAACGCUACUACUUCGUUGAGUGCAGAUCAGAGACGACAACGCAAGAAAGUAUAUCAGUGCACACAUUGCACAGCCGAGUUCCCCAAGCUUAAGGAUCGUAAUUCCCAUAUGAUAACACAACAUAAUUAUGUGCGUCAAAAUCGACGACUGAUUUGUGUCCAACGUCCGGCUACGAUAGCGCCAACAGGUGCGGCUGUUCCUUCUUCAUCCGACACAAUUGCUGGUGGUGUCGACAAUGUUGUUGUUGUAAAUAUGGCAGAUGGUUACAAUAGUACGGUUGUUCGUUCAGAUAGCAUGGAAUUCCUGGAGGAUUCCAAACAAGACAUUGUCAAAAUUGAAGUGGACAAUGUAUACCAACCAUUAACUUCUGCUAACGCACCUGUGGUGACGGCUGCAUCCACAUCUGGCAGUGGUGAGGGCAUCGAUUCUAAGCCAGAACUUUUGGACAAAAAGCCAAGCUUAGCACUGUUGCCAGCAAGCAGUUCAAAUGCAAACGAUGAAGGUGAUGGCGUCGGAGACGCAGUUGACACAAAACCCGCACUGCAACCGCUGGCGAUGACUACACCAGCCGCAAAAUUGGCUGCGCUCUACCGUAUGCUGGUAUCCUAUAACAUUUCAACAUUGAAAGACAGUCAUAACCUUAGUGAGUUGGAGCAGAAAGUGAUUGAGCAAUCGAUAUUUUUCUGUUACGUGUGCCGUCGUAAUUUCACGUCGGUCAAAUUAUAUGAUGCUCAUCUGAGUGAACAUCCCGCCGAAUGUUUCACUUGUGGAAAAACGUUUCAGCGUUGGAAGAAUUUCUCACUACAUUUGAAACGCCAUUUGGGCUGGAAAGAGUUCGGUUGCAAUGUGUGUGACAAAAAGUUUGUGGUGCGUAGCGCGUUGGUGGAACAUAUGCGUAUGCAUACUGGACACACGCCACUCAAGUGUAAAGUAUGCGGCAAGUACUUUAAGCGCUACUCGAAUUUAACGCAACAUCGUAAACGUCAUGGCAAGCAGAUCAUAAGGAAAAAGGAAUAUGUGUGUCAUUGUGGGGAAGUGUUGCCUUCGAAGGCGCGAUUCCUUUGGCAUAAGGAAACACACGACGCUAAACCGAAAUGUUGCCCAUACUGUUGUGAUCGUUUCGUGCAUGCGAACUCCUUGCGCCGCCACAUUCGCUUAGCACACUCUGAUAAAUUUGACUAUACUGAACCGAUGGAGUGUCCUUUAUGCAAACAAACAUUUGCAAAGUCUUCCAUCAAGGCUCACAUGGCCACACAUUCGAUGGACACACAACAUGACUGCCCAAUUUGCAGCAAAUCGUUUUCCACCAAAUGGAAUUUGAAAAUUCAUUCUUGGGUACAUGCCAAUCGCACCGCGAAACCAUUCAAAUGCGAGCACUGCCCCAAGGCGUUUGUACGCGAGGUGGAUUUCAAGAAUCACAUGAACGCACACAAACAAAUUAAACCGUACACAUGUGAAUAUUGUGGCUGCAAGUUCAUACGGAAAUACAACUAUAUGCGGCAUCGACGUGAGCAUCACGGCAACAAGAAGUUCACCUGUGACCUGUGCAAAAAGUCCUUCCAUCGGCAUUAUUAUCUCAUCGAACAUCGACGCAUACAUACCGGCGAACGGCCAUUUCAAUGCACCAUAUGCGGAAAAAGUUCCACAACGAAAACCAAUCACAACAAACAUUUGAAAAUACAUCACUCGCGUGAUCCCUUCACCGUUGAAGCGUAAGCGAAUGUAUGCAAAUCGUAUUAGAUCAAUCAUGAUUUUAGGGUUAAAGAAGAGCUACAUUUGGAAUGCAUCCAAAUAAUAGCACUUAAUAAGCGAUGAGUAAGCGCGUCGUUUAGAGGCCAGCAGCGAGCAAUUGGCGAAUCAUAAAAGAAUUUUUUUCUCUUAAUCUAUUCGUAUAUGUGUGUGUAAUUUAAAUGAGUAUUAUAAACAUUACUGAAUUACUGAAUAACGAAUUAAUGCGGUAAGUAGUUGUUAAGGCUAAAAUUUAUGUGCUGAAACUAGUUGGCAAAGUGUUGAAGCAAUGCAUAAAUAUGAAUGUGUAUGCCAUUUUCAGAUGGAACUCGUUUUAGAUAAGUAUCAUUACGUCAUUGCGUGCAAACCUUUCAAUUGGAAAUUGCAUAUGUACUAAUACUAAAUGUUGGCAAGAAUUGAUGUACAUACAUAUUACUAAUUUACUAAAGUUUUCAUAUAUUAUUGAUUUAUCUAGAAAUUUGAAGUUGACAUUUUUAAACCAGCCUUUGCUUCUGGCUCAUAACUUAUUGAGAAAAAUUUCGGCUCUUAAAAAUUUGUUUAUUCGGUUGGCUAGGGAAAUAGGUUUUCAAAACUAAUAGGCACUUAUAUUUUAUAAAAUAUAUAUUCUGCAUUCAGUAUGGGAUCUUGUUAGUUGUAAGUUGACUUCAUGUGAUUUUGUUUUUAUGCAACCUAAAAUGCAAAAUUGUGUUUUUAAAACUCUUGAAAUUCGCCACUGUUAAUACUUAUUGUUGCUGCAGUUCGAAACAUUUUGAUAGCAAUUAUUAUAGUUAUUCUCAAUUGAAAAAAGCUUUUGCUGUUUUUUCCACCCAUAAAUUCUACCUAAGUAUUACAUUUUAUUUUGUAAGCCUUUAUCAAGCUCAUGAAAUACAAAAACGCUUUGGUAUAUAAUAGCUUUUAUGCAAUUUAUCGGCUAGUUUUAUUUUUAUAAUUAUUUUUUAAAAAUAUUAGUUUCCAUCCGAAAAUGGUUUUUGAAAUAACAAAUGUAUUUCAUAGAAUAAAGUAGAUAUUUGCAAAUCAAUUGUCAUACGCAUGGGAUUACUCAAUCAAAAAUCUAAAUAAUAUAGGAAUUAUUAGAGUGUUAAUGAAAAAUUUGAAAUUUGCUCGUUCCAAAGUAUUUUCAUUUUCAUAGUUAAAAACAUUGAAUGAAUCCGAAUAAUACAACGUUUUAUAAAAGAAAAUUGUAGUUCAACUCUUGAGAAAUUUCAAGAAAUUUCUUAUAGCAUGUAUGUAAAUUUUUCUUUAGUUUUAAGUCAAUCCAGAGGGCCAAUUCUUGUUCUGUGAAAACGUUAAGUGGCAGCAUUUUUCAUCACUUCACACAAACUUACGGUUCGGGGUUUCAAAUGAAAAUUAAUUUAUUUAAACAAUUUUUUUUUUUACUGUGAACAGUUUUUACACAAAGGUUUGUGGCUAUGAAAAUCAUAUGUUGGGCAUUUUGCUCCAAAUCAUAAUCUUUUGAUAAAGGAUAGCAUUAUCUUUUACUGACAUAAGUUUACAAAAUAAUUACUUUCUAGAUGCUUAUUUAAAAGCUUUUGAUGUUUGAGAAUCGCUUAAAAUCAUAAAAUGGAAUGAUAACGUAAAAAACUGAAAUUUUCACGGAAUUUGAAUUUUUAAUUUUCAGUUCACCACUUCUUAGAACGAGAAUUGGCUUCUAGGAAAGAAAAAAGUUGAAAAAAUAUAUAUUUGUCCAGAUUAUGCGUUAAGCUGGACAAGUUACAUAGUUNAUGUGACGAGAAUAAAAAUGAAUUUGAAAUAUGUUGUGCUAAAACUUCAAGAACAGAUCGAUCCUUUGCUGGUAGGACGUUAUACUAUUAUUUUGAGUUAAUUAUGCCGGAAUCGCACUCAGCACUUCUUUUAUAUUGUGUAAAAUAAUACAUAACGAAUUCUUGUAAAUUUUGCUUCAUAAGAAGAAAUUUUGUAUUUUGUACCACUUUACUAAUUUUCACAUUGUUUAACCACUACAGCCAUCACUCUUUGAUCAAAGUUAGGAACCAAGUAACGUUUGAUAAUAGUUUUAUGCUGUGAAUUAAAUUCUUAGAUUAUACAUACUCUCUAUAUAUUUUGGAUAUUAUUUAUUUUGAUACAGUCCGUAAAACUUAAUGGAACACUUAAAGCAAUUUUCUGAGUUUUGAAUUUGUGGAGGUAUGCCAUUCUUCCAGCAAACUCGCGAUAUAUUUCUCAAAGCAAUUUUGCAAUUUACGGCUGGUUUUCACUAUGUCAAAGUGAAAAUACAUUCUCAAAUGGCUGCCUGUAUUUUUCGAACAUACUAUUAUUGGUAAGGGCAUGGAUGAAGAGAAGGGCGUUGUCUAAAAAUAAGUCGAUAAAGUUUGUCGUUAAAAUAUGAAAUAUGUAGUGAAACCCAGCCUUUACUUUCUUUCCGCAUACAUUACUUUCGUUUCCUUUGCUUAAAAAAAAAAAAUAAAAUAUCGGGCAAUCACUUUAAAAUCGGCCACUAACAUUUACAUGUUUACACCUCAAUCAACUUCCAGUCGGCUUAGUCGCUCGCAUUAUCAAGCUGUUAGAGUUUAUUUUAGUUCGUAGAAAAAAAAAUAAAUUGUAAUUAAAUUUUAUUGGAUUAUGUGUCAUUACGUAAAGUUAUUGAAUUUAAUUAGUCUCUUUUUGAUUCUUAAUGCUUCUGACAGCGCAGGAGUAUGAUUCAUUUCGGAAGGAAUUUCCAUCGUCCCUUGUUUUCGAGGGAACAAAAAAUGACACUGAAGAUUACACAACGCCGAAACCAGGUUUGUCUCCGAAUCAAAAUUAACAAGGGAUGACGGAAAUUCGUUCCAAAAUACAUCGAAAUGAACAUGAUAAUUAUAAUAAUUAUAAAUUUUUGAAUCUAAUAUAAUACAAUUAUAUUUUUCAAUUAGUUUACGCUCAUUUGUUCUCUGUUGUCGCCGUAAAGUGAUGACAUAAUGUUUAAGUUUACUUUUAAAAAAGAUUAAAUUGUGUAACAAUAAAAUAAAAAUAAAAGGUCGACUAUCAAUUCCCUCCUCUCCAUGAAUUCAUUACUUCACUGGCUUCAAGUGCAAUAUGGAAAUGAUAAUUACGACAACAAAAAACUUACAAAAAUCAUUACUAAAAAAAAAAAAAA
Molecule: messenger RNA, 10228 nt
Organism: Rhagoletis zephyria (snowberry fruit fly)
Lineage: Eukaryota; Metazoa; Arthropoda; Insecta; Diptera; Tephritidae
Source: RefSeq, a predicted model, not a curated record